Homalodisca vitripennis (glassy-winged sharpshooter) is the source of this 949-nucleotide messenger RNA. Its product is annotated as peptidyl-tRNA hydrolase ICT1, mitochondrial. The coding region runs from base 253 to 873 and encodes 206 amino acids. Gene Ontology annotation, biological process: mitochondrial translational termination. Gene Ontology annotation, molecular function: translation release factor activity. Gene Ontology annotation, cellular component: mitochondrial large ribosomal subunit. The transcript is spliced from 6 exons. The record is from RefSeq and is a predicted model, not a curated record. Lineage: Eukaryota; Metazoa; Arthropoda; Insecta; Hemiptera; Cicadellidae.
GUGGAGUUGAGCGAGUUCAUGUAGUGUACUGUACGAUUUUUUUUAUAUCGUAUGUUCUCUGUUUGGUUAGUGGUUUACUAGUUAGGUUAGAAUUAUUGUUGUUUGGUUUCUUGUACAUAACCUUCAAGUUCUUAAGAGUGUAUUGCAUUAUACGUGUACCUAAUAUGGUGGCGUAUUUUUAAAUCAUAUUUAUAUAACAUUGUGUAUAUUGUUCACGAUAUAUUGCUGAAUAAACAGCAAAUAGCCUGUAAUAUGAGUUUUUAUAUUGGUUUGAAAAGAUUAAGUGCAAUUCUCAUUUCCCAGAAUAAUUUCAGAUCAUGCCUAUAUUCCAAUAUUAAUACUCUAAGAUCUGAAUCAAAUUAUCAAAGUUCUAUUAGUUUAAAGAGUUUAUAUCCAUCAAGUUCCCUACACUUAACAACUCCAAAGCAGGUACCAGAAAGACCAGAUGGAAAAUUCAAUGGAUACAUUCCUGUUGAGUCCCUGACCAUCACGUAUAGUCGCAGCUCAGGGCCAGGAGGCCAGAAUGUUAACACUGUCAACACCAAGGUUGAUGUUCGUUUCCAAGUCGACAAGGCUGAGUGGCUCUCCCCCAACACUCGUGCCAAGAUAGCAGAUGUUCACAAGACAAAGAUCUCAAAGGAUGGUUUCCUGAUAGUGAGAUCGGACAAGACUAGAUCCCAGCAGCUCAAUCUGGCAGACUGUAUGGAGAUCCUGAGAGUUAUGAUACGGGAAGCAGAAUACAAUCCUCCAGAGCCUUCGCCAGAGACUCAGGAACAGAUCAGGCGAAGGAAAGAGAAAGCUAAUCAGCAACGGUUGAUAGAGAAGAGAAGCAGAUCUCAAUUAAAGGCCAGUCGCCAAGCACCAACAUUUUAGAUAUAUAUCUUGUUUUUUAAUACAGUAUUGAAUGUUUGUAUAUUUCUGUGUAGUGAAAUAAACGGUUGACUCAUUA